GUAAAGUAGGGUUUUAGGGUUUAUGGGGGAUUGAUGGAAAUGGCUAUGGUGCCCGGGAGGAGCCUGUGCGUCGCGGCCUCCACAUUCGCCAGCGAGCAUUGGAAUGGAGGGAGGGCGCGGCUGAGGCUCGUGAAUCGCGGUGUGCGAGCGGCAGCAAGCGUCGCCAUUCUGCCCACUGCCGAGGAAUUGCCUUCCUCGCCCUCGUCGAUCCUGGAAGGAAGGAAGCUCUAUCUGGAAACGUAUGGCUGCCAGAUGAAUUUCAACGAUGUAGAGGUGGUUCUCGCGAUCAUGAAGAAGGCCGGCUAUGGCGACAUCGUCCAGCUCCCCGAGGAGUCGGACGUGAUCCUCAUCAACACCUGCGCCAUCCGGGACAACGCCGAGAACAAGAUCUGGCAGCGUCUAAACUACUUCAAGCACAUCAAAUCUAACUGGAGGAAGAAUGGCACCAAAUCUUCCAGGCCUCCUCCCAAGGUCGCGGUUCUCGGUUGCAUGGCCGAGAGGCUCAAAGAGAAGCUCAUCGAGGCGGACAAGAUGGUGGACGUGGUUUGUGGCCCCGACGCAUACAGGGAUCUUCCGAGGCUGCUUUCUUCGGUGGAGCAGGGCCAGCAGGCGAUCAACACUUUGCUCUCGCUGGAAGAAACUUAUGCCGACGUCUCGCCGGUGAGGAUCGCCAAGGACUCGGUGACCGCCUUUGUGUCGAUCAUGCGAGGCUGCAACAAUAUGUGCGCGUUCUGCAUUGUUCCUUUCACUCGGGGACGCGAGCGCUCGCGUCCGCUGGAAUCCAUCGUGAGAGAAGUCGGGGAGCUGUGGGAGCAGGGCGUGAAGGAAGUCACUCUCCUGGGACAGAACGUAAACAGCUACUGCGAUCUGUCCAACACUCCGGGAAUCACAGAAGGAGAUCUUGCCGAAGAUCAACGCCGCGAGCAGGAAAAGAAGAAGAGUGAGGCCGUGGUCGUGGGACAAGGCAAGCACGCGAUCAAGUACUUCCAGUCGGACGUUCUCAGCUCGGGUUUCUCGGCGAUCUAUCGCACCAACGAGUCGGGUCUGCGUUUCGCGAGCUUGCUCAAGUGCCUGGCGGAGACGUAUCCCGAGAUGCGCUUCCGGUUCACGUCGCCUCAUCCCAAGGACUUCCCGGACGACUUGCUGCUCGUGAUGAGAGAGCAUCACAACGUCUGCAACAGCAUCCACUUGCCGGUCCAGAGCGGGAGCUCGCGGGUUUUGGAGAGGAUGAGACGAGGCUACACUCGCGAGGCGUAUCUCGAGCUCGUGGAGAGGAUACGAGAGAUCAUCCCGGGUGUAGCUCUCAGCAGUGACUUCAUCGCAGGAUUUUGCGGUGAGACCGAAGAAGAUCACCUCCAAACUCUCAGCAUCGUCGAGACCGUCGGCUACGAGAUGGCCUACAUGUUCGCGUACAGCAUGCGCGAGAAAACUCCAGCGCACAGGCACGACGUAGACGACGUUCCAGAGGAAGUGAAGCAGCGCCGCCUCUCGGAGCUCAUCGCCACUUUCAAGAGAUCAUCCGCCGCCAGGUACCAUUCCCAGCUCGGGAAGACGCAGCUCGUUCUCAUCGAGGCUCCAAACAAGAGAAAUCCCAACGAGUGGGGAGGACGCUGCGACAGCGGCCAGAAAGUCUUCUUCUCCAGAGCUCCAGUCCCGGACCACCAAAGCGGCGACUUGGUGGACACCAAGCCCGGCGAUUACGUCGCAGUGAAGAUCCUCGACACGACGUUUGCGUCGCUCCGCGGCGAGCCGCUGCGCAGGACGAGCUUGCAAGCGUUCUACAGCGAGCCGAGGUAGAUCUCGCGAACUUCCGCUAGAUCACGAGAGAAAAAGAAGAACUUCGCGCGCGUUUGGAAGCGAGAAAGCUCUCGCUGUGAAUGAAUCUAUUGGAAUUACAAAGCCUUCCUGUGGUUUUAACAUA
Messenger RNA from Selaginella moellendorffii, 1921 nucleotides. Its product is annotated as CDK5RAP1-like protein. Gene Ontology annotation, molecular function: tRNA-2-methylthio-N(6)-dimethylallyladenosine(37) synthase activity; 4 iron, 4 sulfur cluster binding. The record is from RefSeq and is a predicted model, not a curated record. Bases 34 to 1797 code for a protein of 587 amino acids. Gene Ontology annotation, biological process: negative regulation of cyclin-dependent protein serine/threonine kinase activity; tRNA modification. The transcript has 3 exons. NCBI's taxonomy places the organism in Eukaryota, Viridiplantae, Streptophyta, Lycopodiopsida, Selaginellales, Selaginellaceae. Gene Ontology annotation, cellular component: mitochondrion; cytosol.